Molecule: messenger RNA, 1710 nt
Organism: Pomacea canaliculata
Lineage: Eukaryota; Metazoa; Mollusca; Gastropoda; Architaenioglossa; Ampullariidae
Product: haloacid dehalogenase-like hydrolase domain-containing protein 3
Exons: 3
Coding region: 110-847 (245 amino acids)
Source: RefSeq, a predicted model, not a curated record
UAGCUGAAUGCCUGCAGAUGCAUUCUUGUUGCCAUCCCGUGGUGUUCCGACGUUUGUUGUCUUCCGAAAACCAACUCUACCAACUGUAAUAUUUACACACCCAGUCUAGAUGAUGCUGCUUCGACUAGUCACAAUAGAUGUCACAAACACAAUGAUACGUGUUUCGGGAUCACCAGGGAAGCACUAUGCACUUAUUGCUUCACACUACGGUAUAAAGGCUGAUGAAGAAACUCUCACUUGGGCUUUUGUCAAGAAUUACAAGGAAUACUGCAGCAGGUACCCGAACUUUGGAGCCAGCUGUCAGAUGCCUGCUUUCAAAUGGUGGUCAAGUCUUGUGGUGAGCUGUUUCAAUACUGCAGGCAUUUAUGACAACAAAUGUUUGGAUAAAGUGGCAAAAGAUUUGUACUACUAUUUUUCAACAGCUGAUGCCUGGGAGCUGGUGCCAGGAACUCUAGAUGCUUUAGAGGACCUGCAAAACUUUGACAUCCAACUAGGUGUCAUUUCCAAUUACGACCAUCGUCUGUACAAGGUCCUUAAUGAGGUGGAUCUCCGCAGGUUCUUUGAUUUUGUACUUCCUUCCUAUGUUAUUGGUGUGGAAAAGCCAGACCCUUGCAUAUUCUUAAAAGCAUUAAAACAUGCCAAUGUCUUGGCUAGUGAAGCUGUUCAUUUUGGUGACAAUGUUGUAAAGGACUUCAUUGGUGCCAGAAAUGCUGGAUUUCAUGCAUAUCUUAUGGAGACCAAAGGAGUCAACCAUAAUUUUAUUGACAACAAAUAUGUGGUGAAAAGUGCUGGAGAAUUUUUGCAAGCAAUAACUCCUUACCUUCGACCAAAACUUAAAAUUUUGUGAUAAUCUGAUAUACUUAGUGUUAUUGUGAUAAAGAAAGGUUCAUCAAAAGUUUAACUUUUUGCAGACACAGCUGAUGAGAUAUUUGGAAUGAAGAUGAUAUAAAUAAGGUGAAGUUUUUACUGUUGUCUUUUUAUAUAUUUAAAUUUAAGUCGAAGCUUAAGAUGAAUCUUUUUGAGAACAACUUUACUGUGACUCUCUCCUGACUUGAGCAUGCAUAACAUAUCUGUAAUUUUGCUUUGUGUAUGAGUGUAUGUUGUAGACAUGUGUCUGUUAUAUGCUAAUAUGGUGCAUGGUUGUUGAUGAUUUAGACUACGACUUAUUCAAAGCGCUAUGAGCAAAUCUUUGGAAAGGUGCUAUAUAAAUUCUCAUUAUUAUUAAUAUUAUUACCACCUGUUGUUCUUGCUCUUUUCUGUGUGAUUUUGCAUGUGUAGCUGAAUGUAAUGCAAAGCGGAACAAAGGAAGUGUGACAUUAACAAACAACAUAAGCAUGAGCCAGUACAAGAGUGAAAAAUUUAUUAUCAUGCCUAACGAAGAUGCAUUUACAACAAGUAUUACUCUAGUGCCUGUUGAAUUUAAAACUCAGGAAUCUUGUGCCAAAAGGUUUUCAGACUACUUUAUUUGUAAAUAACAUAAGCAUUGUAUCUGUGUUAGUGAUGGGUCAAUGGGGUUAAUGAAUGUGGGAAAAAAAUUAAAACCUGGUGUAAAACUUAGAUUUCAGUCUAAAUAGGCAAAAAGUACUGUGGUUGUGUAUAUUUUUUCUUAUUGCAUCAAUUAUGCAAACCUUAUGAGUAUACAGACUGCUUUUCACAGUGAAAUAUUGUGCAAUAGUUUAUCAAUUUUGUUUAUAAAUGCUUUUGUUUAAA